Suillus plorans is the source of this 2367-nucleotide messenger RNA. RefSeq lists its product as uncharacterized. The record is from RefSeq and is a predicted model, not a curated record. Bases 1 to 2367 code for a protein of 788 amino acids. NCBI's taxonomy places the organism in Eukaryota, Fungi, Basidiomycota, Agaricomycetes, Boletales, Suillaceae. The transcript is spliced from 6 exons.
AUGGAGUAUGGGGCGCACCUUGCCAAUGCGGAGGAGAAUUUGUAUCACCCUUUUGCAUCCAAGAUGGAUUGGGAGGUUGCAAGAUGGGCUAAGCUUCGUGGAGUGAGUUCGACGGCAUUGUCAGACCUGCUUGCAAUUGAGGGGGUCAGUGAACACUUGUUGCUCUCAUUCAAGAAUGCAAACGAGUUGAAUGCCAUUGUCGACCAUGAGCUUCCAACGGGCCGUCCAAAGUUCAAACGCGAGCAGAUCAUUGUCGCUGGAGAAGCCUUUGACGUCUAUUACCGUGAUGUGAUCGAAUGUGUCAAGUCAUUGUAUGGUGAUCCUGACUUCGCAAAUUAUCUUGCUUUUGCCCCUGAGCGGCAUUAUUCUGACGAAGACGAGACAAUUCGUCUCUUCCAUGAUAUGCACACCAGCAAAUGGUGGUGGAAUACGCAGAAAAAACUUGACCAACACAGUCCAGGCGGCACCAUUAUUCCCAUCAUUAUCUCAUCCGACAAAACACAAGUAACGUUGUUUCGCAACAAGUCCGUCUAUCCCGUCUAUCUCACCAUUGGCAACAUCCCGAAGGAAAUACGACACAAACCUUCGUGUGGUGCGCAUAUACUCCUAGCUUAUUUGCCAUGCACACGGCUUGAGCAUAUCACCAACAAAGCUUCACGACUAGAAGGGCUUCGUAUGGCUAGUGGGGAUGGCGUCCUUCGCCAUUGCCACCUAUUAUUUGCCAGCUUCAUUGGUGACUACCCAGAACAACUUCUCGCUGCUGGGAUCAAGUUUGGAGAGUGUCCGAAAUGUGACAUGGACGUUGACGAAACAGAUGCCCUCGCUACUCUCGGUGAAGGGAGUCUAUCCUUUGUUCGCGCUUGCUCGGAAGCAGGCAUCAAGCCUAUUGUCCAUCCUUUCUGGGAAGACCUCCCGUUCGCCAAUAUAUUCCGUGCAAUCACGCCAGACGUGUUGCACCAAUUAUAUCAAGGCUUGAUAAAGCAUCUCUUAGGUUGGUUGUCGGCUGCUUGUGGAGCAGCGGAACUUGAUGCUCGUUGUUGUUGUCUUCCUCCCAAUCACCAUAUACAUCUAUUCCGCAAGGGCAUCACCAGCUUGUCGCGUAUAAGUGGAACUGAACACGCACAAAUCUGCUGUUUUCUCCUCGGUAUCGUGAUUGGGAUCCGUCUGCCCAACAAUCUAAACGCAGGCCGUCUUCUACGAGCAGUGCGGGGCCUACUUGACUUCCUCUAUUUAGCUCAAUAUCCAUGCCAUAGCUCCGAGACUCUACAGCUGCUGGAUGACACACUCGAUCUUUUCCACGACAAUAAGGACAUUUUCAUUGAACUCGGUGUCCGUUCGAAUUUCAAUCUACCCAAACUUCACGCCACUCGCCACUACUCUGCCAUGAUUAUGAUGUUGGGUACGACAGAUAAUUAUAAUACUGAGUACACCGAACGACUUCACAUUGAUUUUGCGAAGGACGCUUACCGUGCUACGAAUCACAAAGAUGAAUUUGUGCAGAUGACACGCUGGCUCGAGCGGAAGGAGAAGAUUAUGCGCCAUGACAAGUAUGUCAACUGGCGACAUGCUGGUGUUGAGGAGACCGAGCCUUACCAUUCGCGCCCCCCUGAUAUGUCUUUUCGUCGGCUUCAAACUAUGACGAAGCAUCCUAGUGCAAAGGCCGUCAGUAUAGACAACCUCGUCGAGGAGUAUGGCGCUACCUAUUUUCGUGAAGCACUCGCACGCUAUAUCACCCAACUCAGCCAUGCCAAUGAUCCUAUCCCCCUCCGUAGUCAAACACUGGAUGCGUUAGCACGGGACAUCCAUUUCCCGUUCCGAACUCUUUCCGUUUUUCACAAGAUUAAGUGGCUCUCGGUAGAUGCUUGUGGUCACGGCGAUGCAACAGCCACGUUGGACUCAGUGCAUGCGAGACCACAACGGAGUUCAGAUUCUGGUCUGCGGCCUCGCCGUUCGGAUACGGCUCUGGUGAAUAUUGGUGGGAAUCCAGAUGUUGUUAAUGGAGGUAUAGAAGGAGUCCGUGUCGGGCAAGUACGAGUCGUUUUCUCGUUACCUUCAAAAAUGUUGCCACUCCUGUUUCCGCCAACAGUUGAGGUUCCCAACCACUUGGCUUAUAUCGAGUGGUUCACGCCAUUUCCUUCGGCUCCGGAUCGACACCACGGACUUUACAAGCUCUCGCGAGCCUUGCAUGGUGGUGAAAAAAUAGCAAGUAUCGUGCCGUUGGCAAAUAUUGUACGUAGCAUCCAUCUUAUACCGAAUUUUGGUGCCAUGGUCCCACGAGAGUGGACGAGUGAUACGGUUCUUGAUAACUGUGACACAUUUUGGUUGAACUCUUAUAUAGAUAGAUAUAAUUUUUGUAUUUUCAAAUGA